AUGCCUAUGCUAAUCGAUGUCGCCGAAUUAUCUGGUCUGGCUGUCGAAGGCGCGCUCUACGGGGUGUUCUUGUGUCUGUUUCUCGUUUGCGCGUUUGAUCUUCUAAAGAGGCGCGCGCGGGGGAAAGCUACUCUCAACUGGCCGGUGGCUGUGGCUGGCGUGUUGCUCAUAGUCCUUGCCACGGCUCGCUUCUCCGUUGACACCGCGAAUGUCUUCGUUGCCUUCAUCAGCCACGACCCACGCGAAGCGCGCAUCGCAUACCUCGCAGAUCCUACCCAACCAUUAUUCACCACCAAGCAUAGCAUCCUCAUCUGUGUGCUACUGGUUGGAGACUCCUUCGUGAACUACCGUUGCUGGAUCGUCUGGGGAAAGAGGCUCUAUGUCGUCCUAUUUCCUAUCGCUCUAUCCUUUACGAGUGCUGCUGCUGGUUCAUACACGAUGUGGGCUUACAGCCACUUGCCAAAUCAGACCAUCCUCUCUGAGGCAAAAUGGCUGAAGGCAUUCUUCUCCCUGAGCCUGGUGGCCAAUGCCGUUGCUACCUCUCUGCUUGCAUACAGAAUAUGGGCGGUUAACCGUCAGACCCAACGAGCACUGGCUACCCCGGCGCGGGGUGACUCGUCCCGGCUAACGCCUAUCAUCCGUAUAGUCCUCGAGAGUGGCAUCUUUAACGCGAUGUACUUGUUCGUCUACGUCAUGACGCUAGAGUUUGGCUCACAAGGCCUGGAGAUCAUGUCCGAGAUGUCCGUGCAGCUGACCGGCAUCAUCUUUUCGACCAUCAUCUUCCGCAUCAGCCGCCAAAGCCACGACGACUCGUACUACAGCACCGCACAGCUCACAACUCUCCAAUGGCGAGCAACCAAGAACUCCGGACCCUCGGCGGGUACAGGGUCUGGGACAAGUACUGCGAUAACGACUGCUCGCUUCAAGUCUCGCGAUCAGUCGUCGACUCUACCCGACGAAAUCGAGGUGCCGCUUGAGCAGUACCACGACGGGUCGUAUGCGACUUAUGACGAUAUCGACUCGAGCCAUACAGACUCUCGAGCAUACAAGGCUGACGCUGUCUGA
Messenger RNA from Peniophora sp. CBMAI 1063, 1065 nucleotides. Lineage: Eukaryota; Fungi; Basidiomycota; Agaricomycetes; Russulales; Peniophoraceae. The record is from the annotation of a GenBank genome assembly.